UUGAUUCCAGUUAAUAAUCGAUAUGGUAACUGAUCAUUUGUUACUCAUCUUUUUGUUUUUUGUUUUUUCAGAGUAAAAGAUGACACUUAGUUGAAAUAGAAAACCAUGGAAAAGUUUGGUAUGAACUUUGGUGGUGGACCAAACAAGAAGGAGCUGUUGGAAACUAUAGAAAGUCAGAAAAAGCAACUGGCCCAGUACCAAACCCGUUUCAAAGAUGUGGUGAGGGCUUACAAAAGCCUUCUGAAGGAAAAAGAGGCUUUGGAGGCAAGCCUGAAAGUUCUCACUGUGUCCCAGGAAGCAAACUUGAACUUACGAAAUGAACAACCUUCUGGGGGCACAGACACUGGUCGGUGCUCUUCCGACCAUGGAGAUGACAAAUUUUCUGUGCACAGCGAAGACAGCGUUGGCACUGUUGCCAGUGCAGACACUGCCACCAGUGUGGCCAGCAGCAGCACGAAGGGGGAGCUGAAUGAAGAUGAAAGGGGUCUGGCUGACCAACUGGAUGCUGGGCCGGCUUCCCAAAAGUCUGAGGAGAACAAUGGAUCUGAAAGCGGCAUCAGCUGUAGCAGUGGCGAGCAGCAGGCUGCAGGAGAAGCAGACAGGAGGGUCUUCCAGUUGAAGACUCAGCUUUCGACCUUGACUAACUCUUUGGCAACGGUGACCCAAGAGAAGUCUAGGAUGGAGGCUUCUUUCCAAGCGGAUAAGAAAAUGAUGAAGCAAGACUUUGAUGAUCUCACUAAAAAGCUAGAAGAAGAAAUGAGCAAACAUGAAGCAGAAGUCAAAGGUUUGCAAGAGCAGCUGGCAGAGACCAAAGCCCGUGUUAUAACCCAGCAGCAUGAGCGGGCGCAAGAGCAAGGUGACCAUGUCCUGAUGCUGCGGGAGUUGCAAAACCUGCUGCAGGAAGAACGGGACUUGAGGCAAGAUGCAGAGCUGAGACUGGAAGAGAUGAAGGAAGCACUUGUGGAGAAAAUGUCAGCAGCUGAUCGAGUGGUGGACUGUGAGUCCCAAAUGAAGCAGCUUUCCAAGAAGAUGGAUGGGAUGAAGAAAAGUUUGCAGGCUGCAGAGGAAGAAAAGUGCAAGCCUGAUCCACGCGUAGGGGAACUGCAGCAGCAAAUAGCAGAGUUAAAGGCACAUUUUCAGGGGCAAUUGCAACAGGAGAUGAAAAAGGUAGCACAAGCUCAGGAACAGCUUCAGGAACAUUCCCAAAUGGAAGAGGGACGUGUCGCCAGCCUGGAGGACAGAAUUUCCGAGCUUUCUGAGCUUUUGGGCACGUACGAGAAAGCCAAACAAAAGGACCAGCUAACUAUUCAGAUGUUCAGAGACCACAUAUUGCAGCUUGACAUGGAAAACAAGAGUUUGGCUAAAACUGCGACCACCAGGACCUCAGUAGAUCUUACUAUUGAUGAGGCCAAUUUGAAUGUGAACAUGUUGAAAGACAAACUGGAAAAGCUGAAGAAACUGCUGUUAUUGGCAGCACAGAAAUCCCAGCAGUCUAUUGACAUUGAGAAACUCUGUGAGGCAUCAGAUGGGGAAAAGGCGUCCGUUGCUUAUUACCAGCAGGAACUGAAGCAGCUAAAGGAAGAGUUUGAGCGAUACAAGAUGAGGGCUCAGGUGGUGCUCAAAAACAAAAACGCUAAAGAUGGUAGCAUGGCCAAAGAGCUGGAAGAAGCGCAUAAUCAGCUGUCUGAGCUCAAAGAAAAGUACAUUUCCCUCCGUCUGUCCUGUGAUGAAAUGGAAAUCAAGCACAAACAGGAGCUUGAAGUAAAGCAGCAGCAUACCUUAAACGUACAGCAAGGUCAAAAGCAAAGGCUGGAAAAGUUAGAAAAAGACUAUCAUGAAAGGGCACUUAAACUGGAGGAGGAGCUGCAUAAGCAAAGAGACCGGACCCUUGCCCUGUUGACAGAAAAAGACCAAGAGCUAGAGAGGUUGAGGUCCAUGUCUUUUGGUUACAGCUUGACUGGGCAUAAAAGCUACAGCGAGAACAAUGCAGCAGUGGAGAGGGAAGGAAAUAGUGGUAGCAGUGACUGUCCAGAUGAGUCUCAAGACAUCAUUGCACAGGCUCUGAAGCUGGCAGGGCCUAACGAGCCUAAUCUGCUUCUGUGUGCUGAGCAGUUAGCUCGGAAGCAGGUGGAGGUCAGUACUUUGAGGAAACUGAAACACGGACUUGAAGGAGAGGUGCGUAAGCUUCAAGAUACACUUCUUACUAACGAAGAACGACAUAGUGAAGAGAUCAGUUUGCUUAAAGAUCAUAUUCAGAAGAGUACUAGAGACCAGAGCCGGGAAGGUGCCAAUCUCGAGUACCUGAAGAACAUUAUCUACAGGUUCUUGACUCUGCAGGACACUCUUGGGCGCCAGCAGACACUAACUGCCAUUCUGACUAUUUUACACUUCAGUCCCCAGGAAAAACAGGCUGUGUUGAAAUAUCAGGCUAGCAGCUGGUGGAGUUCUGGAGCAAGAUAAAACAGCUCAAAGUCGUAAAGUCGUGCAUGUGCGUGUGUGAGUGUAUGUAUGUAUGUGUAUGUGUGUGUGUGUGUGUGUGUGUGUG
Messenger RNA from Polyodon spathula (Mississippi paddlefish), 2545 nucleotides. RefSeq names its product GRIP and coiled-coil domain-containing protein 1-like. The transcript has 2 exons. Lineage: Eukaryota; Metazoa; Chordata; Actinopteri; Acipenseriformes; Polyodontidae. The coding region runs from base 106 to 2460 and encodes 784 amino acids. Gene Ontology annotation, cellular component: Golgi apparatus. The record is from RefSeq and is a predicted model, not a curated record.